UGCUAGCCAGCUGCACAAGCAAACAUUCGUCGCCCUCAUAUUCACGCCUCCGUCAUCAUCAACGACAAACACUAGCAUAACUGACAAUCUUGUAGUGACCUCGUCAAUCUCGUCACCUCGCAUCUCGACCAUGCCGGCGCUCGUCGCAUUCAGAAUCCGGCAACCUUUUAAGACACGGGGCUAACAGAACUGGCCACAGCCCCAGGCAUCGAACCAUCUCUCUUACCAGUACGGGCAGCUUGCAGGGGAUGGGUUCCCAAGGAGUACCAAACGCCACCAUGGCCGGCCAUGACGACGUCGGGGGCGCCGCCAAGGCGCACUUCGUGUUCGUCCCGCUCAUGUACCAGGGCCACGUGAUCCCGACGGUGGACACGGCGCUGCUGCUGGCCACCCACGGCGCGCUCGCCAGCGUCGUCGCCACGCCGUCCAACGCCGCGCGCAUCCGCCCCACAGUCGACUUCGCGCGCCGGUCCGGCCUGCCCAUCCGGCUCGUGGAGCUCCCGCUCGACUGCGCCGCCGAGGGCCUGCCUGAGGACGCCGACGACGUCGACAAGAUCCCGUUCGGCCUCGCGCCCAACUACUUCCGCGCGCUGACGCUCCUCGCGGGGCCGCUGGAGCGCCACCUCCGCGCGCACCCGCCGUACCCGACGUGCAUCGUGUCCGACUUCUGCCACGCGUGGACCGUGCAGGUCGCGGCCAAUCUCAAGGUCCCGCGGCUCAGCUUCUUCAGCAUGUGCGCCUUCUGCACCCUGUGCCAGCACAACGUCGAGAGGUACAACGCCUACGACGGCGUGGCCGACGACAACGAGCCGGUGGUCGUGCCGGGCGUGGAGAGGCGAAUCGAGGUGACGAGGGCACAAGCCCCGGGGUUCUUCCGGGCGCCCGGGUUCGAGAAGCUGGCCGAUGAAAUCGAGCUGGCGCUGGCAGAGUCCGAUGGCGUCGUCAUGAACUCCUUCGUGGAGAUGGAGCCGGAGUACGUCGCUGGCUACGCGGACGCCAGGAAGAUGAAGGUGUGGACCAUCGGGCCCGUGUCGCUGUACCACCAGCACGCCGCGACGCUAGCAAAGAGAGGGAACACCACCACCGCCAUUGACGCCGACGAGUGCCUCCGUUGGCUCGAAGGCAAGGAGCCCAACACCGUCGUCUACGUCAGCUUCGGGAGCAUCGUGCACGCCGACCCGAAGCAGGUCGUCGAGCUCGGGAAAGGGCUCGAGGCGUCGGGCCACCCAUUUGUCUGGGUUCUCAAGAACCCCGACCAGUACGGCGAGGACGUGCGCGGGUUCCUGCGGGACCUCGAGGAGCGCGUCGCCGGGCGCGGGAUGCUGAUCAGAGGGUGGUCGCCGCAGGUGCUUAUCCUGAACCACGCGGCCGUGGGCGGCUUCGUGACGCACUGCGGGUGGAACUCCACGGUGGAGGCGAUCGCGGCCGGACUGCCGGUGGUGACAUGGCCGCACUUCUCGGACCAGUUCUUGAAUGAGAAGCUGGCCGUGGAGGUGCUCGGGAUCGGCGUGAGCGUCGGGAUCAAGGAGCCAUUGAUGUGGGUGGCGAUGAAGGAGAUCGUGGUGGGGAGAGAUGUGGUUGAGGCGGCCGUCAGGAGCAUCAUGGACGGGGGAGAAGAGGGGGAGGAGAGGAGGAGGAAGGCAGUCGAUCUUUCAGAGAAGGCAAGGGCGGCCGUGCAGGAGGGCGGGUCAUCACUUGGCAACCUGCUGGAUCUGAUCAAGAGUUUCGAGAUGGACGUGGGAGGUUGCACGGUCGACUGAAUGAGCGUCGUCAUAGUCUCACAGAGCACUAAGCCAGAGAGAGCUGACGCCUUUUUACUUCUGAACAAAUGAGCGUUCAGUUUCAGAAGAUUCUUGGUCAUCCAAACCUUUCUCCGUAAAUUAUUUUUGUUUGGAAAAGUUUAUAACUUUACACAACUACUACUA
This is a messenger RNA of Hordeum vulgare subsp. vulgare (domesticated barley), 1925 nucleotides long. RefSeq names its product UDP-glycosyltransferase 73C6-like. The record is from RefSeq and is a predicted model, not a curated record. Bases 249 to 1760 code for a protein of 503 amino acids. The transcript has a single exon. Lineage: Eukaryota; Viridiplantae; Streptophyta; Magnoliopsida; Poales; Poaceae. Gene Ontology annotation, molecular function: UDP-glycosyltransferase activity.